Molecule: messenger RNA, 7590 nt
Organism: Symbiodinium necroappetens
Lineage: Eukaryota; Dinophyceae; Suessiales; Symbiodiniaceae
Source: the annotation of a GenBank genome assembly
AUGAGCACGUGUUGUUUGUUCGGGACCAGUGUGCUGCACGAGAACUGUGAGAUUCCCUUGUUGCUGAGCCUCCACAUGAUUGAGCGCAAGUUGCAGGCAGUUCUUGACUUUCCCAAGGGGUGUGCAUACUUCGGGGCUUUUGGCAUUGAGGUUCCCAUUGCUAAGAUCAACGGUCACUUGUGCAUCGGCAUUGCCAAUUUCCCCGGCGAUCGUUCACUUUGGGCCGUGCUGAGUAGAGUUUUGGAUCAAGGCGAGCCCGACCUCGACUUGGUGAGGCAGCCCCUCGAGACCACCUCGGCGCCGCAUGGAAACCAGCAGGUCUCCGCCCUCAUGGCUGAUAGCGUGGCGCCACGUGGUGUCCUACCUCCUGCAGGUCGAGGUCACCCUGGUGAAGUUCAUGUUGCAGACCGUGCGGUUAGGACUGAGGCCCCGCUCGUGGAUAGCCCAUUGCGACCCGAUCCACCAGGAUAUGUGCACUCGGAUCCUGGAGCAGAUGGUGGCACCGUGCUCCCAUCCGGCGACCUCAUUGGCAAGGAACGGGAAUCAGCACGGAAGUUUUUCCCGGUGCACCCUGUGCGGGACGCGAUGGCGAUGGGCCCUAGGGGCUUGGGAAGAGCUGCCAUCCUCGCGGCAGCUGCAGCUUCCGCAGCCCUCGGCAACUUCCUCGGCACGACCACUUUGGGCCCGACAGCUGGCCCCGGACUUCGAGACCCGCUCUUCAACACGGCGGGCGACUACGGCACGGACCCGCUACGUUCCUGGAGCCAAGGCCACGACCCGAGACAUGAGGAUCCCUCCGGCUGGCGUGGAGCACCUUCCGAAGAAGGCCCGCUUCGGCUGAGCGAGGAGGAGACGCGACUGAUGGAGCGGGACGCGGCCGAGAUCGAGAGGAUGCGGCGCGAGGUGGAGUUCUUCGACAGGCAGGCCACUCUCCUGGAGGAGAGAGCCCUGGCUUCAGCCCAGGCAAAGGCCGCAGCAGCAGCGCCGGCCACGGACACCGACGAGGAGGACUACGCCCAGAAGAUCUACGAGGCAGAGUUGGACACCUACGAGGCCCUCCCUGUGUAUAAGCAGGUUGCGAAUGACUACCGCAUCGACGUGAUGGACGUUGGUACGGGUAUGAGCCGCCUCGCCGACUUCUGCUCCCGUUUCGGUUUGAGUUUUUUACGACCUGCGAGCACGCAGGCAACCACGGGCGAGGACACCAACUUCGUGAUGAAGGUUAUCGAGAAGUUCCGGCCUUUGUGCGUGUUGUUGCGGCUCCCGACUUCUUCGGCGGCCACCGGUUCUUCUCAGGAGAGAUUUGUUUCAGAGUGCGCCCGGGCCUUUGCUGAACAAGGUGCUGCAGGACGUCUAUUCCUUUGUGAAGGCGCUCCUGAUGCUUCCUCUUGGCACCUCGACUCUGUGAAGCAGCUGGCCCAGACGCAGGAUAGCAAGCUUUUUCAGUGUGAUGCUGCCGCCCUCGGGGCGGAAACCGCCGACCGCAUGCCCGUUGCAACCCGGCACCAAUGGCUCACGAAUUCGAGCGUGCUGGCCGAGACCUUGAACCAACGUCUGGCCGAGCACCACUUGGACUACUGCGACCCCGGCGGCCCCGACGACAACCAUGACCUCCACGACCUCGUGCUGUUGGCUGUUGUGAAGGGCAUCGCUACCGAGGCGCGCCGGCGGUUCCCAAGCCGCUUCUCUGAAAAGAACCACCAGGUGCUCUUUGCCAGACCGAGCCCCGACGCAGAGGCUUGGAGGACUGUCCUCGACGACAUCGAGGCGAGGUUCUCCAAUACGCACAAGAAGCCCUUUUACUUGACGGCCGGCGACCCCGUGUACCAGGCCGUUGCUCAGCUUGUGCCCUGGGACUUGACCAAGGUGCAGGCAACGUGGACACCGCAGGCCCGCCGACUUCCUCAGGAGUUUCCUUACACCCACCGUGGGGCCGCACUGAGGUUGACCACCGGUGAGUUCGCUUUGGAGGCCGAGGACCUCGCUUCUGUGAGUUUUCCGAAACAGCGCUUCGUUCGGGCUAUUAGGGUGGCGGUUUUCUUUUACGGCAUGCCAAGAAAGCCACCUGAAGCUAACGAGCCAGCACCUUCCGAACCACCACCACCGCCUGGCGACAGAGAGGAAGGGGCCGUCGAACGUCCAGACAGGCACCACUUGCCGGGAAGGUUCAUGAGCCGGCAGCCUGUGCCCGGUCUGGACACAGAAGUCUGGUUUGAAGGCAAGGUGGACAAGAAGCUACAGGCUUCUUUAGCACGUUUGCACCUGAAUAUGGGGCAUCCACCAAAAGCAGAGCUAGUGCGCAUGUUAGCAGCAGCAGGCACGUUGUCGGGCAAGGUUUUGUCCGCUUUGGACAACCUUCGGUGUGGAAGUUGUUUGAGGACCCGACUUCCCAGACAGCCUCCUCCAGCAGGCUUGCCGAGCAACUUCAGCGGGUUCUUUGGGGAAGUCGUGCAAGCAGACUUGGUGUAUUUGCGCGUGAUCCAUGGCAGCAACUAUCCAGUCCUUGGAAUUACGUGUGAGGCCACUUCUUAUCAUGUGGCCAAGGUCCUCGACAACAAGACGCCAGCACAUGUGUUGGCAACGGUGCAAGAGAUGUGGUAUAGACCGCUGGGUCUUCCUUUGAAGUUUCGCUGCGACCCCGGCGGCGAGUUCGGAGGAGAAGUGGUCCAAUUCCACAUGCGCCACGGCAUCAUUCACGAUGUCAUCCCCGCCGAGGCCCAUCACCGGCUGGGAAAGAUUGAGCGACGUAAUGCACUCCUUCGCUCCAUCAUUGAGCGGCUGGUGGAUGAGAAGGGCGUCGCCACCAAGGAUGAGCUCGACCAGUGCAUCAUCGCCGCGACCUUCACGAUGAACUCUUGCACUUUCUCCCACGGCAGAUCGCCUUACCAAGCUGUUUUUGGGAGAGUUCCGCGGCCACUCGGGGAUCUGCUGAGUGAUCCUUUGAGCCUGGUGAUUUCGCCAGAGCAGCAGGUGCUUCGACCGGAGGUUUUGCGUGCAGAUGCGAUGAAAGCCCUGGCCGAACACAGUGCCAACAGCAGCGUCAAGAGAGCUCUUUUGAGAAAGACCCAUUAUCAGGUCGAUCUCCAGCAGCUCCAACCUGGGCAGGCCGUCGCCUUCUGGAGGUGGAGCGGUCGGUCCCGCCAGCACAAAAAGGGAGCUUGGUCCCUUGCUCGCUUCAUUAGCGUUGACCCCGACAACAAGUCUGUGUGGGUCCAGGUGAACACGACGACCGUCAAGGUUGCUGGCAACCAGAUUCGCUCUGCGUGUGGCUGGGAAGAGUGGACCCCUUCCCGCGAGGAUGUCGCCAUCUUGAAGGAUGCCGAGCGGAAUCUCCGCGAGGACCUGUGGCAGGACGGCCGAGAAGAGCCUCCGGGAGAAGCCGAAGCUUCUCAGCUAGAAGGUGCGCGAGAACAAGUUCCUUUACCUCCCCUCUUUGACAAGGACUACUGGCAGUACACCAACGAGUCGGCCAUUCGAGUUCACGUCGAGCCGCGCCACGACCUCUUCGUCCCAGACACGUCCGUGUGCGAGUUCGACCUCAACGACCUCGAGAGCCAGAGGGAGACGAGAAUGACUGGACAGCUUGAGCCGUUGCCGUUGGACGACUGGCGCGACCCUUCGUGUGGCCAGACCUGGGAGCAACCGUGGACCGGGACUACGACUUUCAAGUGGCGACGUUCCUCGCGAGACGCAACGCAGGACUCGGGACAACCACUUCCUCUACCACUUCGGCUUCCGACGUCUACGGCAAGGACGGCGACCCCGUCGAGGAGAAGUGUGCCAGUCCAACAGGGACAAGUUCAAACAAACGUCCAGCAGGGACAAGUUCAGACAAACGUCCAGCAGGAACAAGUUCAGACAAACGUCCAGCAGGGGGUCUUUAACCAGUACGUGGACAACCGCAGGGUGACCAUGGCUGCGCCUUCACCUGUACCACCAACGCCUAGGAACCGGCGAGGAAGGUCCCGUACACCGAGUCGUCGAGCUAGGUCUACGACAAGGUCACCAGUGGCGUCAGGUCCUCAACGUGAAGUACUACCACCAGCAGAGGCGACAGCUACGCUGCCCGAGGGGACCCCACAGCCUUUGACUCCCGGCGAGUUGCCGUUUAGCCCAGGAGUUCCCGAGACACCACCGUUCAGUGCAGUGGCGCCAGGUACCCCGGACUACAACGACCUGCCCGACGAUCACAGGAGCGAGCGACCGGAGCUACAACGAGACAGCGGAGUUCUCCAGGACAGCUCCCACGACAACACGCACCACGAGCGCAACGACAACGCGGCACAGGUAGAACCUGGUGCAAGCGAGACGGUUGGCGACUUUGAAGCCAACCCGUUUUCUUCGGCAGUCCCUGCCUCUACUUCUUCUUCUGCGUCACAAGGCAACAGCGCAGCAGCAAUAGGGAGUGAACCUCAAGCACCACCACCUCAAGAAGCUUUGCAACCAACGCCACUUCUGCCUCAGAAGCGGCCCGCAGACGCACUCUUCACCACCGGCGCCUACAAGUUCCUCUUCGACGACUUCGGCGAGGGCACCCUCUUGGACGAGCCUCUGGGCGGCGACUACCUCCCGGUGCCCUUCAGCCGGUCUGGCUUUUACGACGCGUACCUGACGAGCACCGUGCGCGACAAGGAGAUGAAGGACGCCAAAGUCGACCAGGAACCGCAGAGGCCUGACGAGAGCUCCGACGACGAGAGCCUGACCGUGUCCAGCGACCGCACCCACACACGUCAGGAGCUCAAGCAGUUGGAUCGUGAGAUCCCCUGGCGGGAGAUCAUGAAACAACCACGCCAGGCCAUCGAGAAGUACAUGGACGCGGUGCGAGCCGAGGAGGAAAACUGGAUGAGGUGGGGCGGCGUUCGACCUCUUCACCCUUCCGAGGCCAAGCGUGUGCUCCAGGACAGGUCCCUCACUCGGCGGAUCCUUCGCAGCCGAGCUGCGUACCGCGACAAGAACCGCGGGCUGGGUGAGAUCAAGGCAAAGUGCCGAGUUGUUUUGAUCGGCUGCCAGGAUCCCGACAUCUUUUCCAUCACAAGAGACAGCCCGACACCCUCCAGGUUGUCAGAAGCUUUGGUUUUACUUGUGGCCACGGCCGGCGCGAACGGUGAGUUCAACAACGAGAAGGCAAGAUGGUUCUUGUGGGUCUCUGACGCCAAAUCCGCUUUCCUUCAAGGAGAGAGGAACACAGAGGAGCGAGCAGGGCCUUUGUACAUGUACCCUCCUCGAGACGACCUCAUGAUUGAGACUGGCGCCUUCUCUGCCGAGCUCUACGAAGUCAUCGGCAACUGCUUCGGACUUCCAGACGCUCCCCGCGUCUGGUACCAGAAGGUGCACAAGCGCUUGCUCGAGAAGAAGUUCAAACAGCACUGCUUCGACAAGUGCCUCUACUACUACGUGGACGCUUCUGGGCGGUUGCGUGCACUGAUGAUCGUGCACGUCGACGACUUCUUGUGCACCUACCACCAGGACUUCGACGCCGACAUCCUCAAAGAUAUGUUCGUGUGGGGUUCUGUUACCAUCGUGGAGCCCGACUCCUCCGGCACCUACCGCGGCAAGGAGAUCCUGAAGGUGCGGCGCGGUGACAAGUUUGUCUUCAAGGUGACCCAGGAGGCCUUCAUCGAGGGCCUUACUUCCGGCUCUGUGCCCCGCGGCAGGUCCAAGACCGACGAAAAGCUGAACGCCUCUGAGUGGAAGGAGUUCAGGAGCCUGGCCGGCUCCAUUCAGUGGUUGGCUUCUCAGACUCGUCCAGAAGUGGCUGCUGUGGUGAGCCUCUCCAACAGGGGUGGCGAGACUUCUGUGACGGACCUUAAACGCUUGUACGAGACCGUCGACUACCUCAAGGAGACGAAGACCAGUGGCUUGACCUACCAGGCCAUCCCUGUGAACCCGGCGUCGAUGGUCGUGACCUACGCGGACUCUUCGUGGGCGAACGCUAACCUGAAGAGCCAGUACGGGCUUUUGGUUUUGCUGUGCCCACCACAAGCUUCCGAGCAGCCGGUUCGCGCCACUUUGUUGGACUGGAAAAGCUCAAGGAGCACAAGAGUGUGCCGCUCUACGUUGGCAGCUGAAGCUUCGGCGGCGGAUGAGGGCGCAGACCGAGCGGCUUUCGCCAACAUGUGCCUUUCUGAGCUGCUCUACGACGAGCCUGCCUUCAAAACUGGUUGCAAGCUGAACGGGCGUCACGUUACAGACGCCAAGAGCCUUUACGACUGCGUGGUGGCAGAAAACCCGAACGUGGCAGACAAGAGGAGCCUCGUCAACGUCCGCUCCAUCCAGCAGACUGUCUCCCCAAAGGAGAUGCACUGGGUACCAACACGCUUGAUGUGGGCGGACGGGUUAACCAAGUUGGACAGCAGUUUGCUUCUUCGCUUUGCCGAGUGGCUAGCCGACCCGUUUGUACAGCUACGGGCUGCAGAGAAGCCAGCAGCCCGAGAGAAGGAGCGCUGGCUCUGCAUUUCCGGCACCUCGACAUCACCGGCCUCUGGGCAGAUGCUCGGCAGCCAUAAGGUUAGCGAUCCGGAGGACCGCUGCCACUUGUUUCGUUGGCGGCAAGCGCCAGAUGGCAGGAGUUUCGAAGGAGUCCAGAUCGGCUUCGAGGCGACCAGUGAUGGAUGCAUCGAAGCCGGAGCCAUUCGAUGGCGAACGACCGGCCGGAUCUGGCAUGGUCAGCUGGAUCCUACAGGAUGGUGCAUCCGCGAUGGCUUCUAUACCUGCCCCGCCGGAAAGCGACUCGGCACCUUUGCGGCCAUCCGGCAACGCGAGGUCCAGCCGGACGAGCAGUUGCCACAGGUGUCUGGGGACAGGUCGAAGAUGGAGUUUCAAGACUGGGCUGAUGGCCUGUUCUUCUCCCUGGACCGCGAUGGCAAGGAGCAGCUCCUGGAUGCAGAUGGCUUGCAGGUCAUGAUGGAGUGGGAGAAGCCGUACAUGGAGAAAUGCGUGGACGAGUUGAAGGUCACCGCUGACACGGAUGUCCUCGAAGUGGGAUUCGGUUGCGGCUACAGCGCCAGCCGGAUCCAGGAGUUCAAGCCCCGUUCCCACACGAUCAUCGAAUGCUCGGAGGUGGUUCUGGAGAGGCUGAAGCAUUGGGCAGCCGACAAGCCGAACGUCCACAUCGUUGAGGGCACCUGGCAGCAACGACUUCCUGAGCUGGGCCGGUUCGAUCGCAUCUUCUUCGAUGAUUAUGGUCAGCCUGGCAUUUCUGACAAGGAAAUGUUCCAGAACUGCCCGAACGAGCAGUACAAGGACAUCUACGACGAGUCGCAAAGCCAUUUUCACGCGUUUCUCAACCUCGCUUUCCAGUUUCACUCGCGAAACGGUACGCGAGUUUCUGGCUACUUGGUGAGCCCUAUCGAUUUCCAGAGGGAUGACGUGGAUGUCAAGUUCGAGAAGUAUGCUGUGGCGCCUCCAGAUCACUGCGACUACUUCUUCAGCGACAAGGCAGUGGUGCCUGUCUUUUGCAAGAUGUCCGCGCCCAGCGACGGUGGCUCGACGCGCAGCCCGAGCCCAGCAGGAGCUUUUGACAUGGAGCCUUCGGAGCGAAAGAUGCCCGGCUUGCUGCACACAGAGCCUUUUGAAGUGUGCGCUGAGUGA